UGAUGUUUGACUUCAGAGUGUGAGUCCAAACUUUGCGUCUAUGAGAGCAGGAGAGGUUCGACCUGAAGAGACCUUCACACAAGCGACACCAUGCUGAUCCUUCUGGGCGCCAUCAUUGUCCUGCACAUCAUCGGCAUCAUCCUCCUGCUGGUGGCCACCAUCGACAACGCCUGGUGGUUCACCGACACCAUCUCCACCGACAUCUGGUUCCGAUGGGUGAAGACCGACGGCGUGUGGAACACCACCGACCUGCCGGAUCACUACCCAGAAAGUUACCUCCAGGCGGUGCAGGCGAGCGCUGUGCUGGCCUGUAUCUUCUCCAUCAUUGGAAUCUUCGUCUUCGUGGCUCAGCUCUUCACUCUGGCUAAAGGUCAACGCUUCACCAUCUCCGGAAUCUUCCAGAUGCUGGCCUGUCUCUGCAUCAUGAUCGCUGCCUCCAUCUACACGGAUCGCUUCCACCUGGACGAGAAGUUCGGCUGGUACGGUCACUGCUACAUCCUGGCCUGGAUCUCCUUCGCCAUCACCUUCAUCUCCUCCAUCACCUACUUCGUGCUGCGUAAGAAGACGGCUUAAGAAGGACGCCGCCGCGGCUCCCGCCAGCCCUACACCUGCUGGAUCACCUGACUCGGACUUCCUGCCACCACACUUCCUGAGACUUCCACGUCAGCCGACGGCUCCUCCCGUCACUCCCUUGUGCCAUGUUCCACUCGUACCCCCAAUCAUGCCAACCGUAACCUGUCGGCUAGCAAAACUCAAAUUCGCCACAAGCCAGCUGACACACUAACACUUUCCUCAGGACACUAGUUCCAGCCAUCAAAACAGUUGAUUCUAUUCUAUGUAUUUCUGUUUGCUACAUUAGCGGUCAUGCUAGGUAUUGGACCGACAUGGAAGCCUGAUCUUUCACUCCGAGCGUCCGACCUUGACCUUGCAUGUGCGUCUGCUUUCUCACACUCUUCAACUUAAUCGGGGCUAAUGAUCAAUACCGAUACCAUCGUCUCCUAAUGACGUUGAGAUGCCGCGACCUAGCAUCACACAACCUUCGUGAUUCAGCAACUGACUGUGAUGCCCUCCUAUCAAAACAAUCCUGAUGAGUCAGCGUGCUAACAUGCUAAGCUAAUGACUUGAGAUCGGGGCAGCAGCUGCCACCAUCAGGUCUGGAACCAGCAACCAGCCGAGUGAAGACGAAACCUUUUUUAUUUGAUGCAGAUUUACGUAUAAAACGAGUGUUUGGAUGAAAGGGGUGUUUUUUUUCUUUAUAGUUGAUCAUUUGCUGAGAUCAUGUGACAGAUCAUGUGACCUUGUGUCCAGAGUCAGUUCGUGGGCGUGAAAUAAAUAAAUAAAUAUCCCGGCAGUAACAAACGUCACAAACUGCCGACUCAUCAGUUUGUGUCGCCACAGAAGGAAACUGAGAUGAAAGUGUAAAUAAUUCUGUUUCCUGUUUUUGGCUUUGUUUGUUUGUCCGAUGUUUAUUUUGAGAUUUUGUUUUUGGACCGUGAGUUUGCAACAAUAAAACUUGAUUCUAAAGCGA
Messenger RNA from Synchiropus splendidus (mandarinfish), 1528 nucleotides. RefSeq names its product epithelial membrane protein 2-like. The coding region runs from base 91 to 573 and encodes 160 amino acids. The record is from RefSeq and is a predicted model, not a curated record. NCBI's taxonomy places the organism in Eukaryota, Metazoa, Chordata, Actinopteri, Syngnathiformes, Callionymidae. The transcript is spliced from 5 exons. Gene Ontology annotation, cellular component: plasma membrane.